Molecule: messenger RNA, 2469 nt
Organism: Mercenaria mercenaria
Lineage: Eukaryota; Metazoa; Mollusca; Bivalvia; Venerida; Veneridae
Product: cell death abnormality protein 1-like
Exons: 7
Coding region: 421-1701 (426 amino acids)
Molecular function (GO): scavenger receptor activity
Source: RefSeq, a predicted model, not a curated record
GUCUAUUCCGUGAGUUGCAAUAGGAAUAAUCAAACCUAAUCUUGGAUCGUGAGAUAACUACGGCAUUGGCAUGAUGGAGUGGCUGCCAUUUCUAUUAUUAUUAUUAUUACAUUUUUGUAGCAAAGGUGUUGCAUUGAAUGAAUGUUCGAGGUGUACAUGUUGUUAAGGUGGACUCUCCGUUUGUCAAUACAACAACGCUAUCAGUGAUUACUGUUUAGACGGCUGUAUUGAUGGGUAUUAUGGUAAUCGGUGCACUCACGCUUGUUUGAACAACUGUCAGACUUGUUCAAAUGCACAUUCCUGUACAAAUGUCUCAGUGGAUACUAUGGUAAAUUUUGUCAAAUAUGUCCACGUAACUGUUUAAGCUGUGUCAGCUCAAACACAUGUGAUAGCUGUAAAGAUGGAUUUUAUAAUGGAAGGAUGUAUGACAGCAUCCUUUAUCCGUUUUAUUCUGAUUGUAGUCUGAAAUGCAAGGAAAAUUGUAAGUUAUGUACAUCAUAUAAUACAUGCACUGAAUGUGUAGAUAGAAAAUAUAACUACAAUUACACCGACUGCAGACAGAGCUGUAAAUUAGAAUGUAAAACGUGCACAUCAUAUAACAACUGUACCUCGUGUAAACCUGGCAAAUACGGAUCAUCCUGUCAGCACGACUGUGGACUUGGCUGCGACAAUCAUCAAUGCGACCUUGAUGAUGGGAGUUGUAUCUGUAUAUCAAAUUUUCAGGGUGAUAAAUGUGAUCAAUGUGUUAACGGUAAAUACGGUAUAACAUGUGACUUCGACUGUCCCACAGGUUGCGCAUAUGAUUUAUGUAAAAGAAAUGGUGGGUGUUACAGUUGCAAGAUUAGGUUUACUGGCAAAAUGUGUAAUCAGUGUGAGUAUGGUAAAUAUGGACCUGAUUGUAACAUUCCAUGUCCAUCAGGUUGCAAUGGCACUUGUAAAAAUAAUGGCGAUUGUCACAAUUGCAAGGCUGGAUUCACUAGAAGUAAAUGUGAUCAAUGUGUCGACGGUAAGUAUGGAAUCAACUGUGAACAUGAUUGUCCAAAAACCUGUGCGCUGGCAAGUUGUAAUGGCACAACUGGGAUGUGUAAUGAUGGCUGUAGAAUCAACUAUUACGGUGAGCAGUGUAACAAGACAUGUGCGACGACAUGUUUACCAGAUGACGAAGGUAGAAGGUGUUUUCAUACAAAUGGAAGUUGCGUAAAAGAUUGUCAAAACGGAUACCAUGGUGAAAUGUGUCAAGACCGUUGCAGUGAAAACUGCAUUAAUAUUAUCUGUUCAAGAGCAAAUGGUGCAUGUAAACUCGGCUGUGUUGGAGACUUUGAAGGAAAUGAUUGCAUGAAAGCUAUCUCAAAGAUCAUAUCCGAUUGUGAUAACACGGAUGAUUCUUCGAAUGUCGGUGCAUUCAUUGGAGUUGGAGUUGGGUCUGUGGCAGUUACUCUUGUUGCUGUUGGGAUAUUCAUUAUAAUAAGACGAUACCAAAGACAUGGACAUAUUAGAAAGCGCAAACCAGAGCAGGAACAUGCCAUUGAGUUAUCAGCUGCCCCACACGAUAACGUUAAAACAACUCCUGCCUCGGCGAAUAUAACAACAAAUACAGAUGCUCACUAUGAAAAUACACCAGUUCCUGUUUACGAAGAAUUAAAAGAGAGUAACAAAGAAUCAAGUACAUACAGCCGUAUUGAUGUAGCCAGCACCAACUAGACAGAUCAUUUUCAUGCUCAUAAUAAUUGAACGUAUGUGUCACUAUUGUGUACAUCAGCAGAACUCAAUAUCUGCAUAAUAUCAGUAACGAAUCUCUUAAAUAUCAUAUUUUACUCCCUGAUCAUGUGCAUAUGAUACUAUUGCAACAAAGUAUUCCUAUUAAAUUGACAAUGAAUAAUGUGUGAUAAAUGUUAGACUAGGCAGAAUUAUAAAUGUCGCACCAAACUCAUGAAAUUGUAAAAUGUUACACAUUUUACAAUUUAUUAUUGCAUUCCUGUUGAUUUUUUAUUAUCUAUGUGAAUAUGCUUAAUAUUCGUGUUAUCAGAUUUUACAUUAAAUGUUUUUUCACGCUCUUACAAUGAUCUUACAAUCAUCAAAGAAAUUAUGCCAUUAAUUUAAAAUCUGUUAUAUUUUUAUGAUUCUUUUCCUGUCUACGUAUAAAUGCAAUUAUGUUUAUUGUAUUGUACAAAAAUGUUGUUUGCUAAAUAUUUGUUUUAUUUCCGUGUUAUUUGUAGGUAAUGUUUCAUAAAAAUGAACAUCAACAAAACAAAAAAGUCUCAGAAAUGAAUUAGAUUAAAAACAAAUACGUGUGUUUAAACAAAAAAAAGUUUGAAAGUGUUUUAUUUGUUUUGUUAAUGAUUGUUUUUGAUUCAUUUUAGGAAAUCAUUUUCAUGAACGUUUGCACUUUGAGUGAUAUGAAUACAACUUUACUUUGUACAUGCCUUUAUUAUAAUCAGAUUUAUAAAUUAUAUACCUCUAUUAACUAUC